AUGGCUCACCAAGCCGAAUCGUCCGACUGGAAGAAGGAGGACUUGUGGACGGCAAUUCUGGAGCGGAAGAAGUCGCCGAACCUUCUCGUCGUUGAUGAGGCUGUAAGCGACGAUAACUCCGUCGUUGCAAUGCAUCCCGAAACCAUGGAAAAGCUACAACUUUUCCGUGGCGACACCAUCCUCAUCAAGGGGAAGAAACGAAAAGACACAAUCUGCAUUGCACUUGCUGAUGACACCUGUGAAGAGCCAAGAAUCAGGAUGAACAAGGUUGUCAGGUCGAAUUUAAGGGUUCGACUUGGGGAUGUUGUGUCUGUACAUCAAUGCCCUGAUGUUAAGUAUGGGAAUCGUGUUCACAUUCUGCCUAUUGAUGACUCUAUAGAAGGAGUUACGGGAAAUCUCUUUGAUGCCUUUUUGAAACCUUAUUUCUUGGAAGCUUACCGCCCUGUGAGGAAAGGAGAUCUGUUCCUUGUCAGAGGAAGAAUGAGAAGUGUAGAGUUUAAGGUCAUUGAAACUGACCCAGGAGAAUAUUGUGUGGUUGCCCCUGACACUGAGAUCUUUUGUGAGGGUUUCGCCGUGAGAAGGGAGGAUGAGGAAAGGUUGGAUGAAGUUUGUUAUGAUGAUGUGGGUGGUGUUAGGAAGCAAAUAGCUCAAAUCCUCAGUUGCGUUCUUCUCGAGCCUACUGUUUUUCCUGAAGAGGUUCUUUCUCUUGAAGAGCGGGCUUCAGUUGAAGAAUGGGCAUCAUGGCAUGACGCCCUCGAAAAGCUCAAGCAUAGUCUUGCCAAUGAAGCCAGGGUGUUAAGUUCGGUUGAGGAAUUGAUUCCUUCUGGCGAGGCCUUCUCUUCCCGAGUCGACUUUAGGGGAGUGAAGGUUCGUUCUGGAUUAGCUGAGGCGUUGGGCAAGUUCUUUGAGCGUGUUGAUGACGCAGAUGUGAACUUGAUAGGUUUAUCUCCCUUUAUGCGUGGGAUGAUCUUUGAAGAGCUUGGGCUUUUGCUUUACGGUAUGGAGCAUACUUCUCCAGUAGAACUUACAAAGCACAAACUGUUAUGUUGGCGUGACAUGAUCAGCGAUGUAGCCGCUUUAGGCGUGCCGGUGGGUUCUCUAAUUGAGAGGUUGGAAGAGUUUCGCGAUACCAUGUUUGGACUUCAACUUGAAAAGAAAGGUGUCUUGGAUCAAUUCAUCAAAGUCAACAAAUUGAUGUGUGUUCUCGAACUGCAACUUAAGGAACUAGAGGUUGAGAAGCUUAAAUUGAAGAAGUUGGUCUGUGGGAGCUCCAAAGAAAUAGCAGUGUGCCUUCAGCUUGCAGUAGAUCAGUUGGCUGUUGGCACCUCUAGCAGUUCAUCCGAGAGGUGGUGUUCUGAGCUUAACUCCUCACCUUCUUAUGACUGCACGCUUUACCUAACUGUUUGCAUUUUUCUAACCUUUGGCUUCUUUUUCUUGGCAGAGCAUGAACCUUGA
Molecule: messenger RNA, 1455 nt
Organism: Pyrus x bretschneideri (Chinese white pear)
Lineage: Eukaryota; Viridiplantae; Streptophyta; Magnoliopsida; Rosales; Rosaceae
Exons: 4
Coding region: 1-1455 (484 amino acids)
Source: RefSeq, a predicted model, not a curated record